CCUAUCGAUGGUGUUUUUGAACCGUACCGUAGAUAUUAAUAAACGAAGUGUGCAGUAGCCUAUUACUAUACUGUAUUAAAUUAGGACUAAACUAUUUUUUCGUCUGGGAAAUAAUCAAAUAAAAAUCCACUUUUAAUAAUAAAAAAACAAAGAAAACAAGAAAAACUAAAUUAAAAUCCAUUAGCACUGGUUUACUUCAAAUAACAAAGCUAUAGUCUCAUAGUCUAUUUCUGUCUCUUUUUCUCCGCAGUUUGGAAGUCGACUAAAGACUUGCUUGCAUCUGGAUUGAAUGCGGAGCAAGUUCAGCACACAAAAGUGUUUAUAAUAAAGUCUGUGGAAAUCAUUUAAAUCCCUGCUGUGUGCUCCGUCUAUCAAUCACUUUGUUGAUGUCAAGCAAUAUGAUCAGCGGUGUGUAUGGCGUGACGAUGCAGUGGAGCCCUGAACAUUCACAGUGGGCGGAGCAACACUAUGACAUCACCUCCACUACUCGCUCUCCAGGGCGUAAGAUUGAAGUACUUCGAGAUCCGAGGUUAACAAGUUCGUCUUCCGCUGCAGCAUACCAGCAUUCUUGGGUGAACGAUGACAUUUCGGCUCUGACUGCCUCUAACCUCCUCAAGAGAUAUGCAGAGAGAUAUUCUGCCAUUCUGGAUCUACCUUGUGAAAGCGGACUUAUGGGAUAUCCUGACGCGGCUAUUUCCGUUAGCGUCAGUGCACCAGGUGUUGUGAAUAACGGCCCUCCUCUUCUUAACGGACGAAAGAUAGAGACGGAGCCUUGGCUGGAGAGUAUGUAUACCCCGUUGGGUUGCGUUCCCGAACUUCUUCCUAAAGCGCCGCUAAGUGUGUCCGAUGUGUCUGUGAGUGUGUGUAACUCGCCUGUUAUAGGCAACGGGAGCCUGUCGGAAUCUUUUUCCAGCAGUAAUUGCACCGGUCAGCCUGGAAAUCAAGAAUACAGCAGCGCCCCAUACAGCACUACCUACCUGCAACCUGUAGGUACAUACGGUGGCUCUCUUUUCCACCCUACCCCUUCCCAUGCCAGUCUGGUGCCAGGCUACAGUGCUAACCCUUCGCCUAACCUAGCCACGUACAGUUACCCAAACACUCGCUACCCUUCCCAGGGUGUCCUUCCUCCUGGCUACAGCCCUCCCCCUGCUCCUUCAGGGUACCUGCCCCCAGGUAUAUCUCCUUCUAAUCCCUUGCCAGCUGUAGGAUACUCAUACCCAACCACCAAUCUUGGAGUGAAUGUCUCUGAAGGUGAUUCCCCAAGAACCAGCCUCACCAAGACGUAUUACCCAUCAACCCAGGGUGAGAUUAGCGUCUUUGAGGAAUUUAGUUUUCCCGGUAACUCCAAUUCUGACUCUAGGUCUGAAGGCAGUCCCCUCUACAGGCCCUCGGGGGACAACACAGUGGACAAGCAAACUGGGUUCAGUCAAUCGGCAGAUGUCACAACCUCAUCGUUCAAGCGGCCCAAUCAUGAAGACUCUCUCAGAAGCCUGGAGUCUCUUACCGUAGCCAUGAUUGGACAGAACAACGGAACCUCAGCAUCUGCUGUUUCUUCUCACCAACACCUCUGCCUCGACACGAACACACCAUGCUGAGCGCUUAUGCUCACGUUCUAACUGCGGUGCUUGAGCUGAUCGUGUGUGAGAGCUCCCCUAGUGGACUGGUGAUAAAAGGGAGGGACUUGCUUAAAGCCAUAGUGUAGGGGCUCAAUCAGGGGGCUUCGAAGCACAACGGCAUCAGUAAAAAUCUGUCCAAGAGGUUGUUCUGAUUGUUGAACAGAUGUUUAAAGGGAUAUGAGCCUGGUUUCACCUUUAUCCUACCUGGAAGAGGACAAUAAUGUUUAAGCCCCCUCUAAGAUAAGCCUAACAAGAUACUGACCUCCUCAUUUAGAUGAAAACCGAAAAGACACAUCGGUAUAUCUUACACGACGGACACAUAUAUCUGAGUUCGAGCGAUGGUGAGAGUUUACUCCUUCGAUUUGACACAUCCACGUUCUGGGGAGCACAGCAAAGAAAUGAAUAUGUCUAAUGGAUGUGUUAUGGGUGCCAUGGAGAUAAGAAGUCACAGUAACAGAUGCGGUAGUUGGACUCUAGCUUGGUUGACCAUAUUGCCAUGGUGUACAUCCUGUGUGUGUGUGUGGCCUUGUAAUGGUUAUUUAUGUGGUGAGCUUUAAUUGUAACUCCAGUUCCUUUAUUUUCACUGGAGAACUGACAGAUCCUGGCCAUUAAUAGAUUCUACGUCUGUGUGCGUGUGAGAGUGAUAAAACCUCAGGAAAGUGUCUGAUAUAAAUGAUUUGUGUGUGUGAGAGAGACAGAGACAGAGAGAAAGAGAGUAUCUCCACAUACCACAAAUCCCAAUUCAGUCCACUUCAGUAAACUAGGUGGUCAAAAGCAAACCGUUUUUGCUUAUUGAUUUGUUUGUAUGCACUUUCAUAAGUCCAUUUACACUAAUGUUUAAACUUUGCGGCACUUUCAGCAUUGCUUUUUGCUCUGUAAGUGUGAGCGGCCCAACACAGAAACACCUUAGGAGGUGGAUGGAGAAUUUAAAUUGACAUGAAUAAAAACACAGCCUCCUUUUCAUUUGCAUCAUAUAUUGGUUAACCAAUAAGUGUGAGUUUGGGAUGGGUUUGUGAAUCCUUUUUAAAAACAAUUAUUUUUGAAGUUUUGUGUGAUGCAGAAAUGAACCACAUGAAAAAAUACUCUAGUAUCCUUAAUAUGUACUAUAGUAAUCUGUAGUAAAUUGUAGUGUGCUUUAGUAUAUUAUAGUAAUAACUACACUUUGUUAAAGGUGCCAUAGAAUGUAAAACUGUAUUUACCUAGGCAUAGAUGAAUAAUAAGAGUUCUGUAUAAGGUAAAGACAUAUCCUGCGCCUCAAACCUCCUACAUGCAAAAGACAACUGGAAAACAGGCCAAUCUCAACAUAACACCAACUGUGAUGUUACAGUCGAGAUGUACGCCCCAACAUUAAAUUACACAUUAAAUUAAGUACAAUAUUGUUACAAUGCUAAAAAUCAAGUUUUGAGUUAACGCUUUAUGCUAGUUAAUGCUAUAUGCUAGCAUUUAGGCUGAAGUUCUACUACACUGAAUUGUGAAAAAUUACUCAAUUUUUUUAAGGUAAGUUGUUGCAAUCAAUUUAUUUAAGCUACA
This is a messenger RNA of Misgurnus anguillicaudatus (oriental weatherfish), 3146 nucleotides long. The record is from RefSeq and is a predicted model, not a curated record. Lineage: Eukaryota; Metazoa; Chordata; Actinopteri; Cypriniformes; Cobitidae.